Messenger RNA from Ilex paraguariensis (yerba mate), 1140 nucleotides. The record is from the annotation of a GenBank genome assembly. NCBI's taxonomy places the organism in Eukaryota, Viridiplantae, Streptophyta, Magnoliopsida, Aquifoliales, Aquifoliaceae.
GUUGGUUAGUUUACUGAGAAACUAGGACCCGGGGAUUCGUGGCUAUUAUCCCUUCAUCCCUCUCCACGCCGGAAGCAGAGAGAGAGAGAGAGAAAAGAGAGAGAGAGGAAUGGCAACCACUACCACCACCGCAGCUGCCGCCACCACUGCCCUGUUCUCAGUGCCAUCAACACCACCACACCAAGUCCCAGUACCCAAACAAAUCCCAUACGUGAAUAGAUGGUUGUUCAUUGGCUAUACAAAAUCUUCAUUUAAGCUCAGACCUCUCGUCCUCCGUUCUUCUUCAACGUCUUCAUCUUCAACUCCAGUUGUUGAACAAGAAGAAGAAGGAAGCCUUCUUGUAGAAGCUGAAUCUACCUCCGUUCAGGAAUCUGAUUCCCUUUCUCCUUUGAGGGGCUGCAAGGCAUGCGGGAGAGAGGAGAUUGAGAAGGGAUGCAAUGGUGAGGGACGGAUCCAGGGUGGGAUUGCAACGGUCCCAGGCUUUGGCUGGUGGCCAAUAAAGGCUUACAGGCCUUGUCCUGGAUUUGUUGCUUCUGGUGGUAGGUAUAGGAGACGUGGGCAGAGCAUGGAUGAGGUUGCCUGGGGGAGAGGGGAGAGAAAAGAUCCCAUGGGUACCAAAAAUGAGGCUUAAUCAAGCAAUAAGCAAGGGCCAAGGAGAUUUAAGAGGUGGCAUCGUGUGUGAACCAAUUGGCGUGCCUCGUGCUUAACACAGAUACACCAAUGCAAAUUGCUCUGCUGGAGGGUGAAAAAUGUUGCACUUGGCUUGGUCUUGAUCAAGUUUAAAUUAACAUUCCAGCAUAAAUACAAAUUCAGGUCUUCUGUAUUCCUACAUAUCAUACAUCACUAAAAUUUGAAGAUUUUUAGGUUGUUUUUGCUGUAUUUUCAUGUUCUGUAAUUGUGCUCCAGAUCUCAACAUGUCCCUGUUCCACCUGCGGAUAUGACGAGAAAUCUCAACAUGUUGCUGUUCUCCCUCCCUGUAAUAGUGCGUGAGGGGUGUCCAUGGGCCGGGCAGGCUGGGUAGUGUAAGCCCAAGCUUUUACUCAAGUGAGUUAUUGGGCCGGGCCAGGUUUCGGGUAGGAGUAGGCUACCCGCAGCCCAACCUGUGAGUCUAUUGGACUGGCCUGUUUGCGGGAUUUUUUA